Darwinula stevensoni is the source of this 1089-nucleotide messenger RNA. The record is from the annotation of a GenBank genome assembly. Lineage: Eukaryota; Metazoa; Arthropoda; Ostracoda; Podocopida; Darwinulidae.
AUGUGGUACUUGCUGUACCGCGAAAUGGCCGCAUUGUGUCUCAUCGUCUCCUUCCUGAUCGUGCUGGAAGACUGGCCGAAGCCCACGUGGACGAACCUGGCCUUCUGGACGGACGCGGCCGUCUGCCUGGACGCGUGGAUUCAGUUUCUCUUGGCCUGGUGGGGCAAGAGGCGCGGUCUUCUCGUCGCAGGUAUGCGGUCCAUCACCGCGGAGUCCAUGGGAGUCCAUCACCGCGGAGUCCAUGGGAGUCCAUCCCCGGGAGUCCAUGGGAGUCCAUCUCCGAGGGAGGGCGCCUCCCUCGGGGAUGGACUCCGCGGUGAUGGACGCCCGGUUGAUUGUGCAGGGGCGGGGGAGGCGGGGGCGCUGACGCAUCUCUGUGCCGUUUCGUGGUGGAUGACGAACGUGGCUCGAUGCGGUCAUCUCCUCGCUGUGCUUCUCUACGUCUUUCGGGGAACUCAUAACUACAUCUGUGAUAAAUUAACCUGGGAGAUGAGACCGGCGAGCGACAUCAUCCUCUACGGAGUGCACGGCCUCUACUGCAUCCUCGACACGCUGGUGGCGGCCCGACCGAUGAGAUUCCUCCACGUCACGGCCACCAUCCGCUUCCUCGCCUCCUAUUGGCUGCUCUGCUCCUUCAGGGCCUGGCACCUUCGCGAAGAGCUGCGUCUCAUGGCCUGGGACCCGGAAAAGAAGAAUCCCAUGAUGCUGGUCGUUCCGGUGACGGGCGCCGGCGCAGUGCAGCUGUUUCUCGUCUUCCUCUCUCAACUUCGACUCCUCGCGUGCAAGCCAGCCCCGUCCAAGGAAGAAGACGGCAACUCCGCGCGUCUCAUGGAAACGGCGGCGUGACCACCGAGAGGAUGGACGCGACGCAGACGGAGUCAUUCCUUCCGACGACUCGAAGAAGUGAGGCCACGAUCGCGACGGAACGAUUGCAUGACCGUUUUAAAUCGCGAGUGGACGCUCGGUCGCCUUAAACAACGUCAAGUCAUGUUCAAUGACAAACAAUCCAUGGCCGAUUUCGUCAGGUCUCCCUAUAUACGAAAGACGUUGCGUAAGACCUAUUCGUCUCACCUCAUCUCAUCUCAUCUC